AAUGAUUUAGAAUAAUAUGAAAGGCUUUCUUGACCAAUGUUAAGUUAUUGUGUUUUUGAUGGAAAUUAAAUAAAUAAUCAUGUUAAAUUUGACCUCCCAGAAUACAAUUCAACAAAUGGCGAUAUAAAUAUGGCGCAUAUCUCGCUGAAUUCGUACCUUCGCAAGGUGGACUCCGCUAUACAGUACAAAGACAGUGACAUUCUUGUGGAAUUAUUGUCUAACCGUGAUCCACAUGUCUGCAAUGUAAAUCUGCGUAAGAAUGAUCCCGAAUCGCAUUGUGAGGAGAUUCUAGAACCGCCAUACGAUAAAAUCGUUGCUGCUCACCUCAAGUGCAUAUGGAGUUGUAAUAACCAGGAUCUUGUUGCUUGCUAUGGCUUUCAAUCUCUUCUGGUUCAUGAAUUCAAUAAAGCAUUUCAGACACAUAAAGAAGAGAACUGGGCCUUGCCAGUACUGUAUGCUAUCACUCUAGAUCUCAGGCUCUUUGCCACAGCUCUGAAGAAUAUUUGACCUUUGCUUUACAUCAUUGUCACCACGCUAGCCAGCAAAAUAAACGCCUGAUCCUCAUCUAUUUGUUACCUGUUAAGAUGUUGCUGGGUCAAAUGCCAAAGAAUGAUCUGCUGCACAAGUAUGACCUAACUCAAUUCAUAGACAUCGCCAAAGCAGUCCGCAUCGGCAACUUGAUGCUGUUAACCAAAACAUUAGAUAAGCAUGAAGAUUUCUUCAUCAAGAGCGGUGUGUACCUUAUUUUAGAGAAACUCAAAAUUAUCACAUAUAGGAAUCUCUUCAAAAAAGUGUCACUGAUUAUGAACACACAUCAGUUACCCGUUGAUGCAUUUGUGUCUGCUCUCAAAUGGAUGGGCGAAGCUGAUGUCGAUGACGACGAGGUCGAAUGUAUCCUUGCGAACCUCAUUUUCCAGAAUCGUAUCAAGGGUUACAUUUCACAUCAACAUAAAAAGCUUGUCAUCAGUAAACAGAAUGCAUUCCCAGUUUUAUCAGCAUAGUAUAAAGUUGUGUGAUGUUCAGGCUGGUGUAAAAAGCCAAUGGAUAAACAGGUUGAUCCACAAGAGAUCAGCCUGCCUGCCUUCUUGAUGUAAUCUGAAUACUGAAACUGUAACAGGAAAUACAUAAGAGGAGAGAGAAGGCAGUAUACAGUAGUUGGCUAUAACUAAAGCUGGUCUCACAUGUUGGGAUUUUUGCUUACUACAAGCUGCACUACGACACGCUAGGUCUGAAAUUGUCUGGUGCACGGGAGUUAGUAAGGUAUGAGAGGUAUUACGUAUACGACAUGACACAAACAGUCAUAUAAAAGUGUAUAGAGUUUUGAACAUGUUCAAAAAAUUGUAGUCGUAGCACAGCUUAUCGUAAGCAAAAUUGCAGUGCGCAAGACUGACUUAUAUUGUAGACAAUGUAUGCAUUAGACCAUAAAGUUUAUUGGUCCCUGGUUAAAUUCCAUCGCUGUUCAUUUUCCUGAGCAUUGAACUACAAGUUAUUUCACAACAUCUUUCACAAAAGACAUUUUAAGUUGAUCCCGAGUACAUCAAAAUGCUGGUGUACAUAUUAAAUUAAGCUCUAGGUACUUGUCAGAAAGAAGAGUAAGGGAUUGUCUACCAGUGUAUUUUAUUUUGCAGUAUGUAAGCAGUAGGUGUCUAUGUAUCCUACACUGCAGUACUCGGAAUAAUCCCACAGGAAGCUGCGUAAAGCUGCUCUCCCACCUAGGUUUAUUUCACCUAAGAGUUGUAUGAUUUCUACGAGUUAAAACUCGUGAUCUUUGGAAAGGACCUAUACGAGCUUAUUACGUGUUAGCUACGAGUGAGGUACGACUUUAUGG
Messenger RNA from Anneissia japonica, 1828 nucleotides. RefSeq names its product PCI domain-containing protein 2-like. Gene Ontology annotation, biological process: post-transcriptional tethering of RNA polymerase II gene DNA at nuclear periphery; poly(A)+ mRNA export from nucleus; transcription elongation by RNA polymerase II. Lineage: Eukaryota; Metazoa; Echinodermata; Crinoidea; Comatulida; Comatulidae. Gene Ontology annotation, cellular component: transcription export complex 2. Gene Ontology annotation, molecular function: RNA binding; double-stranded DNA binding. The record is from RefSeq and is a predicted model, not a curated record.